AUGGGUGCUUCUGCAGCCAGGAGCUCUGACCCUGAGGACCUUUAUCAAGAUGAUGUUUUUCCAUGGUUCCACUUGAUCCAGUGGAGCGCAGAAAGCGCAACCUCCAACCGCGUCUUCCGCUACGACAUAGCAGGGGCGCAGCAAGCCGCACGGGCUCUAACACGAGACGCCGGCACCUUUCUUCAAGUUUGUCCCAACGAGCUGCCCCAGGACUCCGGUUUCAGCAUGGAUGACGACACAAACUUUGCUGAGUGGGCUGGGGCGCUGCUCGAGUGGAACUCUGAGCUGAGGUUUGUACGCUUCCGGCUGGUGCCACGCCGGCUGACAGAAGAAGCUUUUUGGAGCCGGUAUUUUGCCGCCCUGCGCAAGUCCAUUCAGGAUCUCCUGUUUCAGGAAACCUCUUCGGACGAAGAACCCGACGCCCCAGACGAGGCUCCUGGGCAUGCACAGGUCCUUCCAGAGGUGGGCAACACCUGA
Symbiodinium natans is the source of this 477-nucleotide messenger RNA. The record is from the annotation of a GenBank genome assembly. Lineage: Eukaryota; Dinophyceae; Suessiales; Symbiodiniaceae.